Messenger RNA from Haliotis rubra (blacklip abalone), 2203 nucleotides. Its product is annotated as protein PRRC1-A-like. Gene Ontology annotation, cellular component: cytoplasm. Lineage: Eukaryota; Metazoa; Mollusca; Gastropoda; Lepetellida; Haliotidae. Gene Ontology annotation, molecular function: protein kinase A regulatory subunit binding. Gene Ontology annotation, biological process: activation of protein kinase A activity. The record is from RefSeq and is a predicted model, not a curated record.
UGACGUCAUAGGGUGCCAUUUUGUCAACAGACCUUGAGAGUGUGUAUCAGUAAACAGACAACAAGAUGAUGGAAGAAUCAUCUGACGAGCAGCCGGAGAUUAUCUCUCAUGAAGAAGCUCAGUUAGCAGAGAAAGAGGCUGCCCAGACAGCUGCCGCAACCCCCUUGAAAUCUGCAGCCAGCAAUGUGGCAGCCCCUUCCCCACUCCCAUCAUUCCUUGCCACCCCUCCCACAACGCCAGGAUCAACCCAGGGUAAAGCAAGUCCAUCCCCAGUGCCACAGAAACCGUCGUCCUCCAUUACAACUCCCAGUGUCAAGGGACCAAUAAUCUCAGCAGCAGUUGCCUCCCCUUCUUCAGGAGGCACCACUGCCCCAGGACAUAUGGAGACCCCGUACGAGGCUAGUUCAUCUAUUCCAGUGAGUGAUGACUCUCCGGGACCCAUGCCCCAGGCGGGGGGAGGCUUGUUGAGCUGGAUCUCCGGCAACAGUCUGGUGUCAAAGGUCAUGGAAAAGACUAAGAACUCUAUGGAGUCUGUGAUCACCACACUGGACCCAGGCAUGAAGGAAAUUAUACGAUCUGGUGGAGAUAUCAACAUUGUUGUCACAUCUACAAAGGAGUCGAAGCUCGGGGCUGUCCGAGAAGCUUUUCAACAGGUGUUUGGUCGAGCAACAAUUACAGGCAUGGAGAGCCAGGCCACAACAGCUGCCCAGCCAGUUGGAUGCACAGCUGGCCUGAAGGGAGCAGAGGAGCGCAUCCAGAAUCUCCGCCAGAAGAGUUCCCUGCCAGGUGACCAGCCUAUUGUCUCUGUGGAGGGAUUCAUCAUGGAACUUCUCCCUGACAGAUGGUACGAAAUGAGCUGCUUGGUACUCCAAGACCCCAGCCACAGAAUUGACCUGCAGACCUUCUCCCAACCAACUCUCAUCCCAACAGAAUACGUCCUCUCUGCACAAGACCAGACCCCGUCCACCUACCCCCUCCGCUGGUCAGGACUUGCUGUCACCAUCGGCCAAGUGAUCGAGACAGCCCAGCCUCACAUCGGUCAUACUGACUGGCAAAGUGUUCUUGUUGGUGUGAGCCGGAGAGAAGCUCUACUGCUGGCAGCACGGGGACUGGCCUACAUGUACCAGCAGCGGUUGCCCACAUCGUUCAUCUCAUGACCUGCCCAUCACUUAUCUACAAAACACUGAAUCUAAUGCAUUUACCUGAGUGUAAAUCUGUUGAGGGGAGAUGAAUAUUUCUCAUGGACAUAGCUGAUUUUUCUUUAAGUCUAAUGCUGUUGUGUAAAAGGUGUGAACAGUAUUAUAUGGAAUCAGUUACGGACAUGACUCAUUGAUGGUUUUUACAAAAGUUGACACUCGGCUACUUGCAUAUAGCCAUGUCCAUAAUUCAAGGGCUCCCCAGUAACCAAUGUCUUUCCUUGGAUGGCUAGGAUUUGAUGAUAUGUAACCAUAUAAAGGUCCAUGCUAAGCAGUUUGCCAGUCGACAUCAAGGGCAAAUGAUAUGUUCUUAAAUGACAAUAGAUCCUCUAGCAAACUUGUGUAUGACAACUAUUUCAACGCUUUCAAUGCUUAAUCAUUGCUCGCAGUUUCAGUUGUUGAGACUACAUCACACAUGCGAAUAUAACUUGCAUAGUCGUAUUGUAGACAGGAAGUGAAAUAUUUAUUCGCAAAUGUGAUAUCAAACUGAUUGUGAAAUAUUGCAAACAUGUGAACAGUGAGAUGCAAAUAUGAUUUGUUCAUUCUCCAGUAUUUAGAUGGUGUUGUACUCCUUUGUUUGCUAGCAUCUUCUAGUGUUGGGGGUGUAACAUUCAUGGGAGUACCAUGAUACACGAUACAACUCUCCUUUGUUUACUGGUAUCUUCCAUACUUCUAGUGUUAGGGAUGUAACAUUCAUGGGAGUACCACGAUACCCGAUACAACUCUCCUUUGUUUACUGGUAUCUUCUAGCGUUAGGGGUGUAACAUUCAUUGGAGUACCACGAUACACGAUACAACUCUCCUUUGUUUACUGGUAUCUUCUAGCGUUAGGGGUGUAACAUUCAUGGGAGUACCAUGAUACACGAUACAACUCUCCUUUGUUUACUGGUAUCUUCCAUACUCCUAGUGUUGGGGGUGUAACAUUCAUUGGAGUACCACGAUACACGAUACAACUCUCCUUUGUUUACUGGUAUCUUCCAUACUCCUAGUGUUGGGGUGUAACAUUCA